Messenger RNA from Myripristis murdjan (pinecone soldierfish), 2416 nucleotides. It is a transcript of the gene tnfrsf9a, whose product is annotated as tumor necrosis factor receptor superfamily, member 9a. The record is from RefSeq and is a predicted model, not a curated record. Gene Ontology annotation, molecular function: signaling receptor activity; protein binding. Gene Ontology annotation, biological process: regulation of cell population proliferation. Bases 271 to 1122 code for a protein of 283 amino acids. NCBI's taxonomy places the organism in Eukaryota, Metazoa, Chordata, Actinopteri, Holocentriformes, Holocentridae. The transcript has 7 exons.
UAGCUAGAGGGUUAAUUUGUCUAAGUAAGAUGCCAUCUAUUUUUGAACCCCAUCAAUAAGGAUUUAGAUGAUUGGCUUCAGGUUACAGUGAAUGACGAAGACUUUCAUGUGUUGUGGACUAAAGCUAGAGGUUCUGAGAAACAAACACUGAGUGCUUUUUUGUAUAUAUAUUCUAGGUGCUGAGGCAUUUUCUGUCAGGUCUGUUUGCUCUGUGUGCUCCUCACUGGACUGUAUGGUCUUUGACCACGAAGCUGAAAAGAAGAGAACAACAUGUCUAUGAUCCUGUGGGCGAUAGGUCUCUCUCUGCUCAUACAGGGCUGUGUGAGCAGUGCUGGAGACAGUGAUAAAGGCUGCAUGCGAUGGAGCCCAAAGGGACAGACAGAUGUUUGCUGCGAUAUGUGCCAUCCAGGGAAUCGUAUUUUCAAUCGCUGUGGCCAAGAUCCCAAACAGCUUUGUGUUCCAUGCGAAGAAGGGACCUUCACAACUGAACCUCGAGUUUACUCUUGUUCCAGGUGUUCUGACUGCACAGGUGCUCAAGUUGUUAAGAAAGCAUGUACAAGCACAUCUGACACGGUGUGUGGCUGCCAAGACGGACUCCAGUGUGGUGAUGCCACCUGUUCAUUCUGUGUCACGACGUGUGGAAAAGGCGAAGAACCAGUGCAACGUUCUUGCCGACCAUGUGCAAAUGGAACUUUCAAUGACAAAAUUCACGAGAAGUGUAAACCUUGGAGAACCAGCUGCCCACAUCCAGAUCAGCACCUCAUCGGUGGGGAUGCAGUGAGUGACAGGAUGUGUAGCACUGGUAACGUAACCCCCCCAGGAGUCAGACCGGUCACAAAACAGGAAGAUCAAACAGACCUUUCAAUGGGACUGGUCGCUGGGAUUGUGGUCUGCAUCUGCAUCAUUUUGAUAAUUAUUAGCCUCACCAUGAUGGUCAAAAUGAAAAUUAAAAGGAAGAAGUCUGCAAAGGAACCCAAAAAAACACCUGUCAUCCGAACUCCCACAGAUGACCCCCGGACUCUGAUAGCCAUAGAGUGCAGUUUCCAUGAAGCCCAGCAAGAACAGGGUAGCAGCACGGAGUCCUUGGCAUCCAAAGACUCCAAAAAUCCACUCAUUGCAUGAAUGGGAAAGGACUGGGACACACCUGAUCAGGUUUCAUUGCACUCAGAGAGAGAAAACGGAUAGCCUGUAUAAAACUGGGUCUCCAUUCUGGGUUCUGGGACUUUGGACAAUCACUUUGUGUGCCAGUUUGCUCGCCUUUAAGAACAUGAUAAGCACAAACUUCCCUCAAUGUUCUUUUAUCCUCUUCCUUGUAGCACCGAAAGCUAGUCUGAUAAAACAGGGAUCAAGGUUUGCUUAAAGAAUACACCUCACAAUAUUAUAGUUUUUGAUGAUGAAAAGAAAAAAGGGAGGAAGGGGAAUUCUGCAGGGGAAAAACAGAGUGAACUCACCAUGGCCUUUUCACCAGGUGAAGCCACAUUAGACAAUACUGUGGCUGUUUUUUUUUUUUUUUUUUUUUUUUCAGUUAAGCUUUAAAGGGCACAUUUUGUUUUGACAGCUGUCGAUUUUUUUCUCUAUCAUCCUGGUUUAGGCACCAGAAAAAAACAGUGUAAAGGAAAUAUGUGACUCUCCUAGACAAAAGCGUUUAGGCACCACCGGAUACUACGUGUUUUUAUUUUAGAAUUUUUUUUAUUGUUAACCUUAAACUCUGAAAACUGUAGAUGUGACAAUAAAAGUGACGCUUGUGGCAUUUGGAGGCGUACUGACGCCAGCGCACUGUACUGAGCCAUUUUAGUGUCAGCUACGUCGGGUGGUGUGACAUUUGCAUGUCUGGGCGUGAAGGAGGCUGCUGAGCCUUGUUCUGUAUGAAUGUACAGUGCAGGUGGGAGUUCAGCUCGGCGUAAAAUCCUGACCACAGUCAGUUUUCACUCAGGUCUGUGCCCCGAACCCACGUGCUGCCUACAUUAUGUCUUUAGUUUUAUUCAGCCCUUACUAUGCUCAAUGUAGCUGCCUACUAUGUAUAUUAACUUUUAAAUGUAGCCUCUUUAUUAUGUUGCCGCAGUACAUAUGUGCUAUGAAUAACGUCCACCUAUGACUCAUUCUCCCCAUGACACAGCAAAACAUGAGUCAGCUUGUCUUGGAAACUUGAUGUGUCAGAUUGUAUAACAGUUUACAUUUUACUGUGAGUAAUUAUUCUUUAUUCGUUGUUUGAUAAAUGUAUUAAAGAUUUUAGGCAGAGAUUAUAGAAAAUGAUUAUAGGUGUCAUCACAUUGAUGACAGCAUGGCUCAAAUCCCCUUCCCCCUUCCUACUUUACAUUACCAGGAAGAAUAUGGACUUUCCUGGCUGCAGGGAUGCAAAAAGUCCACAGUCAGGGGGGUUUCCCUUUUAAACAGAGGGCUUUUUUAAAUUUCAUGU